AUGGCAUCAGCUCUCACCAGAGGUGCCCUGUCGGCGCCGUUGCGCCAGGCUCGGUACCCGCUUUACACGGCAGCACAGCGAACCUUCCUCACCACUGCUCAGCGGGCCAUCGGCGGAUCCGGACCUGGGGGCUCGGUGGUGUUCCUGCGACUUAUUUCCAGCGACCUUCUCUCCCGGCCAAUACAAUUCCAGAGUGCAAUCACUGCCGACAACGUCACUCUUGAACUCGAUGGUGUUUUGUACACGAGGGUGUUCGAUGCCUACAAGGCGAGCUACGGGGUAGAAGAUGCCGAAUACGCCAUUUCCCAGCUCGCCCAAACGACCAUGCGCUCCGAAAUUGGCCAGCUGACCCUCGACCAUGUUCUUAAGGAGCGCGCUGCCCUUAACACCAACAUCACCGCGGCUAUCAAUGAGGCUGCGCAAGCCUGGGGCGUCACUUGUCUUCGAUACGAAAUCCGCGAUAUUCACGCGCCCGAUGGCGUCGUUGAGGCCAUGCAUCGCCAAGUCACGGCUGAGCGGUCGAAACGAGCCGAGAUCCUCGAGUCCGAAGGUCAAAGGCAGUCCGCUAUCAAUAUCGCCGAGGGUAAGAAGCAGAGCGUCAUCCUUGCUUCUGAGGCGUUAAAGGCGGAGCAGAUUAACCGCGCCUCCGGUGAGGCCGAGGCUAUCCUGAUGAAGGCCAAGGCAACGGCUGCCGGCAUCGAGGCCGUGGCUAGCAGCAUCGAGCAGGGCCAGGAAUCCGCUAGAAGCGCGGUGAGCCUGUCCGUGGCGGAGAAGUACGUCGACGCAUUCGCGCAACUCGCCAAGGAAAGCACAGCUGUCGUCGUCCCCGGAAACGUCGGGGAUAUCGGCGGUAUGAUUGCCACCGGUCUCAGCGUGUACGGCAAAGUCAACGAGUCGCAGGCCAAGACCGUCGCAAGGAAGGUUCUGCAAGUGAGCGAGGCACAGGAACAAGUGUCCGCGGGAGAGAAGUCGAUCAAGGACACGAUGCUCGAGGGGUUUGAGCAAACAGCUAAGAAUUAA
Molecule: messenger RNA, 1020 nt
Organism: Parascedosporium putredinis
Lineage: Eukaryota; Fungi; Ascomycota; Sordariomycetes; Microascales; Microascaceae
Source: the annotation of a GenBank genome assembly